This is a messenger RNA of Patella vulgata (common limpet), 1604 nucleotides long. RefSeq names its product arginine kinase. Gene Ontology annotation, biological process: phosphocreatine biosynthetic process. The record is from RefSeq and is a predicted model, not a curated record. Lineage: Eukaryota; Metazoa; Mollusca; Gastropoda; Patellidae. Gene Ontology annotation, molecular function: creatine kinase activity. The transcript has 6 exons. Bases 74 to 1150 code for a protein of 358 amino acids.
UUUCUUCUUCUCAUCGCAGACGCCGAGGAUAUUUUCUGACACAGUAAUACCUAAUAGCUUGUUAUUUAUCAAGAUGGCACAGGGACAAAAUUUGAACGCCGAUCAGUUGUUUGAAAAAAUAAACGCGGCUAAGGAUUCUAAAUCUUUAUUGAAGAAACAUCUGACUCCUGAAAUAUUCGCUGCUACUAAGGACAAGGUUUCUAAAUUUAAAGGAACAUUGGCUGAUUGUAUCCGAUCAGGAUGCAUGAACCCAGACAGUGGUGUUGGAAUCUAUGCGUCUGACCCUGAUGCUUACACCACGUUUGCUGCUGUUCUCGACCCCGUCAUCAAGGAUUACCACAACGUCACAGAACUGAACCACCCCAAGCCAGACUUCGGUGAUACCUCUAAACUUGACUUCGGUGAUUUGGAUCCCUCUGGUGACAUGAUUGUGUCUACCCGUGUCCGUGUUGGCAGAAGUCAUGCCAGCUAUGGCUUUCCACCCGUUCUUACACUGGAAGAUCGUGUUGAAAUGGAAAAGAACACGGUUAAGUGUCUGGCGAAAUUGACCGGCGAUUUGAAAGGUGAAUACUGCCCACUCACGGGUAUGACCAAAGAAAAACAAGCUGAGCUCACAGCGGAUCAUUUCCUCUUCAACGAUAGUGAUAGAUUCUUGAGGGAAGCUGGAGGCUACAAUGAUUGGCCCACAGGCCGAGGUAUCUACUUUGCCACCAAUAAAAAAUUCUUAGUAUGGGUCAACGAGGAGGAUCAUCUCCGAUUUAUCUCUAUGCAAAUGGGAGGCAACUUAGGUGAAGUUUAUACCCGAUUAGUCAAGGCCAUCAAAGAACUGGAGACAAGCGGUCUUGAAUUCGCCAAGAAGGAUAACCUUGGUUACCUUACAUUCUGCCCCAGUAACUUGGGCACCACCCUCCGAGCCUCUGUACAUAUUAAAAUCCCCAAGUUGGCUGCAGAUCCAGAAUUCAAGAAAUUUUGCGAUGGUCUUCACAUCCAAGCCCGAGGUAUUCACGGUGAGCAUACUGAAUCUGUUGGCGGUGUUUACGAUAUCUCUAACAAACGUCGAUUAGGUCUAACCGAGAUCGAAGCUGUACAAGAAAUGAGACGGGGCGUUGAAGCUGUCAUUAAACGUGAGAAAGAACUAAGCGGAAAAUAAAUUCCUGACCCUGUUACUGUCAUUUUGAAUUUACAGUAUUUGAACUUGUAUAUAAUGUGUGUUUAUAGACUGUGUCAGAAUUAUCCGAAUAUCCACUGGUCUCAAAACAAAACAAAAAAUGGCUAGAUUAAAUUCUUGACCCUAACACCAUUUUAAAUCCUAAGCUAAGAUUCAAAAAGCGCAUACUUCAUAAAAGUGUUUGCUUGACAUAUCUCGGCAGCACUGUUAUUUAUUCCACUUUUUUUUUAUUUGUUUUGUUAACUAUCUAUAGGCGCGAAGAUCCAGACGGUUAAUCGUUUUGUUUUCGAUCAUCUCGAGUAACCAGGAUCCUAGUGAUUAUCGGUGUGAUGUUAGAUCUAUUUAUUACCAGAAAUAGAACAAAUUCCUAUUUCUAGAAUACCUGUGAUAAUAAAGAACCUUAUUGAGACCCCAAGAAUAAAAAAUUGGAAAAGCA